AUGCUGCGGGGCUGGCAGGCUUCCGAGAGCUCACGACUGCAGAAGUGCGGGCGCUACCUGCUGUUCGCCUGUUUUCUGACUUUGGCAACGUUUGCCGUGGCGUCCUUUUCGGCCUUCCGCCUGGCAGAUCCGCACUUCGUCAGCCUCUCCGCGGCAUUGCAGGCCGGCAUCUACGGCGAAGCGAGUGACUCGAACGAGUCCGAGUCCUCAGAAGAGGAGGCAGAGGAGGGCCCAGAGGAGGCCGGGGCCGCGGCUGCCAUCCAGGCGACUCCAAACGCUUCGAACGCGAUCGUCGCAGAGAAGGCGAAGUUGAUCUUCGUGAAUUGCGUUGAGGAUGGAAAGCCAGUGAAGAAGAGAGGCUUACAAGGUAAAAUCUUGCGUUGCCCACACCAGUGCAAUUUGACAGUAAACAAGAGAGAUUUCGCUCGAGCUGAUGCAGUUGUCUUCAAUCCUUUGUGGAUGACUCCACUGAAGAUCCCGCCAAGGACAAAGAUUCCAGGCCAGAUUUGGGCAUACAGCUUCCAUUUUGAAUCUGCCUCCCAGCACGGCUUCGCGCGCAAAGCCACGCAGGCCUUGUCAGGCAAAGUGGACCUGACCAUGACAUACAAGGGCACUUCCGACAUCUUCCGGCCUUACUACAGGUUUAGGAGCCUCCAGCCGGGGGAGCGCCCAGAUCCUCACAACUACGCAGAGGGGAAGCAGCACCUCCUCCUCUGGUUCGUGUCGAACUGUGGAGCCAAAGGUCGCAUGAGCCUUUUCAAAGGUUUGCAGAAGAUCUUGGGCCCAGAAAGAGUUCACAUGUUUGGAGCCUGCGGUCGGUCUGCGGGCUGCAGCUCUGCCCAUAGCGGGGAUCCCUGCAACAUACGCCUCAUGUCCAAGUACAAGUUCUAUGCGGCCUUCGAGAAUACCCGUUGCGAAGGCUACAUCACCGAGAAAUUCUUCCGUGGCCUCGGAACCAGCACUCCCAUGGUGCCCCUGGCUUUGGGUGGGUUGGGGAGGAAAGACUACGAGUUCUUGGCACCGCCAGACUCCUUCCUCCAUGUUGAUGAUUUUUCAUCUCUGGAGGAGUUGGCACAGACCUUGCUCGAAAUCGAUGCCGACGACACGAGGUACAACCGAUUCCAUGCCUGGCGGCAGAUGCAGAAAGUCACGACCCAGACGGCGAACUACCGUGUCGCCUACUGCGACUUGUGUGAGCGCCUGCACAGCGGUCAGCAGCUCCACCCCAGGUCCUACGGCGCGAGUCUGGAAAAGUGGAUGUUCGACGGCUGUUUGAGUGACGGCCCUCGUUGGAAAUCCUGA
Molecule: messenger RNA, 1302 nt
Organism: Symbiodinium necroappetens
Lineage: Eukaryota; Dinophyceae; Suessiales; Symbiodiniaceae
Source: the annotation of a GenBank genome assembly